Molecule: messenger RNA, 1901 nt
Organism: Lepisosteus oculatus (spotted gar)
Lineage: Eukaryota; Metazoa; Chordata; Actinopteri; Semionotiformes; Lepisosteidae
Source: RefSeq, a predicted model, not a curated record
UAAGAUUAAAAGGGGAAAAGUGCUUAUUUACGUUAACAAAUAUAAGAUACAUACAAAGGACAAGCAGGAGGUGAAAAAAAAACAUUCGUAGUGCUGCGUUUAUAUUAUUCCAGUUUGCUGUGUUCAUGGUUUUUAUAAUAUGUGCCAUUAGUGUAAUGUAUUUUUUUCCAUUUUUAAAAUAGGAAACUACCUUCUUCAUCCAACAGAUGGAGCCAUGUUUAGUUGGCCACUUAUUUCUGUUUCCUUUCCAACAGCUCACUCAGUUUUUAGCUUUAUGGUUCUUCUGUAGGGCUCACUAACAUAUUGCAUUUGCCUUUUCUGUAUUCCUUUAGUUGAGGUACAGUUUUGAAAGCUCUGCUCGAAAUAUGCCCCCACCUUACUGAGACUGAAGUUCAAUUGUAGAUGUCCAGGCUAAAGUAGCUUUUCCCUGUUUUCUCUCACCUCUUCAGGUUUGCUCCAGGAUGAACGUUAAAGAAAGGAUUAAGACCAUUCUGAAACGUUUUGAAAUUGGAAACAGUUUUUCUUACCAGUCAUCAAAGCAGAAAGCAUCAGUACUGAUUCCAUUGUUUGUGAAAAAUGGGGAACUACAUGUACUAAUGACUGUUCGGUCAUUCCAGCUAAACACCAGUGGUGGUGAAGUGUGCUUUCCAGGUGGGAAGUAUGAACCUAAGGACCACAAUGAGAUCGACACAGCACUGAGAGAGACUAGAGAGGAGAUAGGAUUGGUACCUGAUCAGGUCGAGGUUGUCUGCAGGCUUUUUCCAGUUAUGACAAAGAAAUUCAUUGUGACGCCCGUAGUGGCAUUCAUUGAGGAUUCUUUCCAGGUUCAGCCAAACCCUGAAGAAGUGAGCGAUGUCUUUACUGUUCCUUUGGACUACUUUAUAAAUCCAGCUCACCACUUUUCACUGGCCAUUCCUGGUUCACCUGGGAUCAUUCAUUUCUUUACCUACCUGGACACAGAGUCUGGCAAAUCAUAUGUAAUUUGGGGACUGACAGCAACAUGGGCUUUGCUUCUUGCAGUCUUAGCACUUGGAAGGAAGCCGGGGUUUGAAGUGGGCUUUGAUGUAAGCAACCCACUACCUCAAUUCCAGCACAAUCUAGAAACGAGGAGUAAGCUAUAAUCAUUUUCCAGGUUCCUCAAAAUCCACUUCAGAUCUACUAUAGGCUCUUGUGCUGUGGUCAUCAUUUUGCUUUAAGGGCUGGUAGGGGAUUCUCUCAGUUCUUAAUGGACUGAUAAUGUGUAAUAGGUUUCAGAUGCUUAAAUUGAAACUCGUUAGUAAAUAUUUCUUUGUAUUUUGGUGCACAAAAAUGUGAAGAUGAUCACAAGAUAGCAGUGAUACGUUUACAUAUCCUUCAAUGCAGUUUUAAUUUGUUAAAUAUCUGUUUUCUGGAAAUGGUUCUAGUAUUUUCAUUAUUUAUAAAAUGCAGGGCGUUUAUAAUCUAUUUGCAUUUUUUAUGGCUGGCACCCUAUACAGCUCUGUCAUUUCCAUCUUUAUUUGGCUGCACACUCAUACUUUGUGUUGAGAGUGCACAGGUGUAACUGAUCCAUUCCUGAUGCUAAUUUUCUACCCAUAAUUAAAUACGUGUGUAUGCAGCAGGCUGGAAAAUGGAGAGACUGUAUUCUCAGCCAGCUUGCCAGAGGACAACAAGGCGGUGACUAUCACCUGUAAUUGAGUGCACUGGGAGGUAAUUAGAAUAUUGGCCAUUAAAGGGAUAAUUAACCAUUUUACUUAAAGGUGCACAGUCUUGCACAGAUGCAAUGAGUAACGUUCGGAGAUAUUAGGAGCCUCACAUCAUUAAUUGGGCAAUUGGGUUUUGGUAGCAGUGUGACAGAGGAUAUUUCAGAGUCCUUCUGUUGUAAUACCUUUACAAUCUCUGCAAUAAAGAGACACUUCAGUGUU